This is a messenger RNA of Scatophagus argus, 1379 nucleotides long. RefSeq names its product C-type lectin lectoxin-Lio2-like. Bases 812 to 1321 code for a protein of 169 amino acids. Gene Ontology annotation, molecular function: signaling receptor activity. Lineage: Eukaryota; Metazoa; Chordata; Actinopteri; Scatophagidae. The record is from RefSeq and is a predicted model, not a curated record. The transcript is spliced from 6 exons.
UGGAAAAGUUGGUGUUUUGAGGCAAAGAAAGAUGCGAUUGAGUUGACCUCAUGCUGGUGUUCAAGCAGCACCGCUUGUUCUCUUCUUGUGUGGUGAGUUUUUGCUCGCUCAUUCCUCUCCGGUGUGACUGAGAUGCCGGCCUCUACUUAUGUAGACACUUGUCAGACGUAAUAAUGUCUUACUGCUCAUGUCUCUUUCUCCAUCUGCUUGCUUUUCAGUGAUGUCACCAUGUUCACUGGUUUCAACCAUCAACAAGUAAAAUGUUUACAGGACAAAGGUAACAAAAGUACAAAAAUGAGAUCAGAGAUAAGUUGUACUAAAGCACGACAAGCCUUGAAAAUUGGUUUCUCAAGCUCAGAAUAUGUAUUUUACAGACAAUAUGUGGUUUGGUGGCAGAAGAGGACCAUGAUUCACUUGCUGUGAGAAGCAACAGCAGCAGCUUUCUGUGCACAGCUGCACAAAGAAGAUGAGCACAAACGUCAGUCUGGAGCUGAUGAUCCAAUUCUGUGUAACACAACACUUAAAACUGUAUUUCAUGACCGGAGCCACGUAUGUACCUAUUUGAAGAUGCUGCAGGAUCCCUGAAAGGUGUCAUGUGACUGUUUGUCUGGUGCCCUGCCCCUACCAGGUGUGCCUCGCUCUUCUGACAUUGUGUGAACAUUAAAAUCAGCAGGCGCUGAAGGCAUCAGCCACGAGUAUUUAAGUGUGGAGAAGAUGCGACUGAUAUUCAGACCGGGGAAAGACGAGGAACCGCAAUCGCACCUCUGUGUCCAUUCCAGCUGUAGAGCGCUGAGAGAAUCACCCCUGAGCCAUGCGUCCUCUCGUGGUUUCUGCCAUCUUACUUCUGGUGGCUCUGAUGCACAUGGCGGAGGCUAACGUUGCUACAAUUUCUAGAAUCUGUAACAGCAAGUAUCCAGACGUAAAAUGCAAUGUGAAAGACUGGUACAGGCUGGAUAACAAGCGAUGCAUGAAGAUCUACGUAGAACGCCUGACCUUUUCUGAUGCAGAGAAACGUUGUAAGGCAGACGGUGGGCAACUGGUGUCAAUACACAACCUUGACAACUAUGACAAAGUGCUGUGUAACAUGUUCAGGUUUGCUAUUAGGAAACAGGUUUUCUGGAUUGGAGCCAGGAGAGGUGGGCAUGGCUUUUAUUGGGUUGAUGGAAGUGGACGCAUGGGGUUCAGCAGAUGGGCGUCACGCCAACCAGACAACUGGUUUUUCAGGGAGCACUGUGUCGAGAUGAAUUACGGGAGUUGGGGACGUUGGAACGAUGAAAACUGCAAUUCCAAGAGGCCCUUUAUGUGUGCCAAAAACAUGUGAUCAUCAUCAGUAAUGUUUGAUUGACAAGGUGAUCUUUUAAAAUGUGCUGCAGCUGGGU